Molecule: messenger RNA, 1269 nt
Organism: Aspergillus fumigatus Af293
Lineage: Eukaryota; Fungi; Ascomycota; Eurotiomycetes; Eurotiales; Aspergillaceae
Source: RefSeq, a predicted model, not a curated record
AUGGGAGUUGAAGUUGCGACCCGGAAAUGUAUGGGUGUGGAGUGUGCGAACAAUGCCGGAAGUUUGCAAUGUCCAACGUGCUUGAAGAUGGGCACUGAUAGCUUCUUCUGCUCGCAAGAUUGUUUCAAGCGGAGCUGGAGUGAACACAAGGCUAUCCAUAAAUCGAAGAGUAAUAUCCUGUCCAACCUCUUCCCUCCGAAGGUAGUUUCUGAACCUGAUCCAGCCACGGGACAUUUCAAUCCAUUUCCUUCGUUCCAAUUUACCGGCUCUCUGAGACCCGUCUAUCCUCUGUCUCCCAUGCGAACGGUUCCCAAGUCUAUCCCUCACCCCGAUUACGCCAAGGAUGGUAUCCCUCGCUCAGAGCAGAAGUUUGUAGGCCGUCACAACAUCACCAUCUUGAAUAAGGAACAGCAAGAAGGGAUGAGGAAGGUCUGCCGUCUGGCUCGAGAGGUGCUGGACAUUGCCGCGAGGGAGGUCAGACCAGGUGUUACGACCGACUACAUCGAUGAAGUUGUGCACAAGGCAUGCUUGGAGCGUAAUGUAAGUGGCUGUCUUUUCGUUCGGAAAGAGCAAAGGAAACGGUCCCAGUCUAAUAUGUCUCAGUCCUAUCCUUCGCCUCUCAACUACAUGCAUUUUCCUAAAUCCGUAUGUACAUCCGUCAACGAGACAAUCUGUCACGGCAUCCCCGAUCAGCGCCCUCUUGAGGAUGGAGACAUCAUCAACAUUGAUGUUACCCUGUAUCACAACGGCUUCCACGGCGAUCUCAAUGAGACGUACUACGUUGGUGAUAAGGCUCGUGCGAACCCAGACGCUGUACGCGUUGUAGAAACGUCUCGAGAAUGCUUAGAGAAAGCGAUUGAAUUGGUCAAGCCCGGCAUGCUCUUCAGAGAGCCAGGCAACGUCAUUGAAAAGCUUGCAAAGAGCCGGAAUUGCAGUGUGGUCAAAUCCUACUGUGGCCAUGGCAUCAACCAGCUGUUCCACUGUGCUCCCAACGUUCCCCACUACGCAAAGAACAAGGCUGUCGGAACGGCCAAGCCUGGCAUGUGCUUCACCAUCGAACCCAUGAUCAACAUCGGUACUCACCGUGACCGGACAUGGCCUGACGACUGGACCAGCACUACAGCAGACGGUUCCUUGUCUGCGCAAUUUGAGCACACGCUUCUCGUCACUGAGGAUGGUGUGGAAGUUUUGACUGCUCGUCUACCUGAUUCACCCGGUGGACCCAUUCCGAUGCCCGUCACCGAGGAUGCGAAGACGGCUGAGAAUUGA